Ictidomys tridecemlineatus (thirteen-lined ground squirrel) is the source of this 1881-nucleotide messenger RNA. It is a transcript of the gene C5H14orf180, whose product is annotated as chromosome 5 C14orf180 homolog. The record is from RefSeq and is a predicted model, not a curated record. NCBI's taxonomy places the organism in Eukaryota, Metazoa, Chordata, Mammalia, Rodentia, Sciuridae. Gene Ontology annotation, cellular component: plasma membrane.
CCCACAGGACCCUCACUUAUCCACUCAUUCAAGCCCUGGGCUUUCUGUAAGCUACACAGCUCUGGGCCAAGGGGGAGGGAACAGUAGCCCUGACCCCUGGCCUUGUCUGCAGGCCUGGCCUGCUGUCCACCAGGGGCCUGGGGAACAGCCACCUCCCACCCAAUCUGAGGCCAGAGGCCUAUCCUCGGGUUGUUGCUAUUCCUGCCAAAGGGGAGAGGUGACCGCAGCUCAGCCCUGGAGAGCUGGACAGACUCCACAACAGAGCAGAGGGGCCAGGCUCAGGGACGCAGCUCGCACCAACUGGGUCCUGUGGAUAAGCCGGUGGCCCCUCCAGGCCACAGCCAGAGGGAGGCAGCAGGCCCUUCACCUGUGUGCCCUGCGGGGCUGCCCCUGGCCCCCCUCCUCAGUGGGCAGGAGGGGCUCUGCCAUCCCUGACGAAGCGGACACUGCUGGCACCUGCAGAGCGGGGCUGAUUCUGAGCUACGAGGACCCCGGAGGGAGCCAGGACCAUGUUCCAGUAAAUGAAGACCACGGUGCCAGCCCCGCACCCCGACCCCCGGCCAGGGCCCCGACGUCAGCCCAGAAGAAAUGAGGCCACGUGGGGCUCACAGGUGCCCAGGGCGGAAAGGGACAGUGACAGGAAGCAGCCCCGCUCCAUCCUGAGACGCGGCCAGCCCAAGCCAGGGCCUCCGGGGGCCGACCCACAGAGGAUUUCCAGGCACGUACGGUUCCGAGAGCCCUUGGAGGCGGCCAUUCAUUACAUCGCCAGCAGGGACACCAGGGCCACCGUCAAGGUGUCGGGCCGGCGCCUGCCCCGCCGCAGGUCCCUGCUCCAGCGCCUGCCGGGCGGCAGCUCCCUGCUCCUGCGGCUCUCCGUGUGCAUCCUGCUCGGGGCAGCUCUGGGCCUGUGCUGUGGCCGGGCCAAAUCCAUUGCCACACCCCUGGAGGACCUCCGAGCCCGGCUCCUGGUCCUCCUCAUGCGCCUGUGGCACUUGCUCCUGGCCUGCUGGCACUGCCUCCUGAGUGUCUGGCCAGUGGCCAGCCAGGACGUCCCCUCUGGGCAGCCCUGGGUAGAGGAGGGUUAGGGUAGGGCGUCAGGCAGUCCUCGGGCCCCAGCCAGGAGAGGGCCCUGCCAGCUUGCUUGGCCAACCCAGGACUCGUGGCAGGGGGACCUAGGGACAGUGACCGCCUUGACUGGAGGCCAGACGGGAGACGCGCUGCCCCGCCCAGCGUCACCUCCCCGCCAUUUUAUGUGUUGGGGUACACUGUGAGAGUCCGUCAGAGGACGAAUCCAACUGGCAGCUGUUGGGCCUCACCUCCCUCGACCCAGUGGGGACCCUGGCCUGAAUGGGGGGAUACACGGAGGCAAGUCCUGCCUGGACACCCAGCUCACUCUCUUCUACUGCUUAAGGGAUGGAUCCCCCAGGCCUCAGAGACCAUGGGUAGGGGUCUCCAGGGUUUCCUGCAGCUUCAGGGUCAGGGGACCCCAGGGUGGAGGAGCCCUGCAGAGAGGCCCUGUUCCCAGAAGUGGCCUCCAGAGGACCAUGGUGGGGGUCAGGGGACCCCUGGUUACCACUUCCCUGCACCAGCCCAGCCGCCCCCAGACCUGUGCCACCUCACCCACCCUGGGAGGAGGACAGGCAGGUCCCCACCCCUACUGCAAAUUAGAAGGAGGCUCUGAGAGGAGGCUCACGGCCCAGGCUCAGCCCCUGGGCAUGGGCUGCCUCUCAACCUGGUUCUGGGUCAGGGCUGGAAGGGGGCUGGGCCCCCUCCCCAUAGCUAGCUGUCCACUGCCAAGAUGGCAGAGAGAAGUGUCCAGCUCUCAGGCCCACAGAACUGCCAUCCCAGCUGUUUUUGUAAUAAAUGUUGCUCAAACAAGGA